This is a messenger RNA of Microthlaspi erraticum, 933 nucleotides long. NCBI's taxonomy places the organism in Eukaryota, Viridiplantae, Streptophyta, Magnoliopsida, Brassicales, Brassicaceae. The record is from the annotation of a GenBank genome assembly.
AUGCCUGCAAUCAAUUGGAACCAACAAGUUUGGAAUGUCAAAACCUCACCAAAAAUGCAAAUGUUUAUCUGGAGAUCUUUACAUGGAGCUUUACCUGUAGGAGAACAGCUGGAAAUCAGGAACAUUGUGACAACAACAACCUGCUGCAGAUGCAAUGAACCAGAAUCAAUCCUACACCUCCUUUUCCAUUGUAACUUCGCCCAAAAAGUCUGGAAAUUGGCGCCUUUCCCUCAGGACUUCAUCUCGACGCUGAUAACAUCUCUGAAUGAAGGACUGAAUGCUGUCCGAAACCAAGUUACCCUCCCUCCUGUUGGACUUGACAGGGGAAAACUAUACCCUUGGAUCCUUUGGGCUAUUUGGACAUCCCGAAACCAGAAGAUCUUUGAGAAUAGGAUAUUCACGGUGGAGGAAACUAUCCUUAAAGCUACUUGCGAUGCAAGGGAAUGGAAUUUAGCCCAAAUCCCUGUGAUAGGCAAAACUCGUUUUCUCUCAGGAGUAAAUCGGGCUAAUCACGGUGUGGGGACUAUCGUUUGCUGCACAGACGCAGCUUGGAUGAUGUUUGGUGCAUCCGGAUCUGCAGGACUCGGCUGGAUUUUCACCGCCGACGAAGGGCAAGUCUCUUCUUACUCCUCAGCUCACUCUUUUGUUUCUUCGGCUUUGGUAGCUGAAGCUUUGGCAAUUCGGGAAGCACUCUUCAAAGCAGUGGAAUUAGGAUUCACAUCCCUGAUCCUCCAAUUUGAUUCGCUCAUCCUGAUCAAAGCGAUCAAUUCUCGAUCUCCUCUGUUGGAAACGCAUGGCAUUCUCGCAGACAUCGUUUUGAUCGAAAAGUCGUUUAUUUCCCUUAAGUUUAAUUUUAUCCCUCGCCUAGAUAACACUGUGGCGGACUCUGUAGCCAAACAGGCUCUGUGGGCUUUUCAAAGCCUUUUGGGUUAA